Iphiclides podalirius (scarce swallowtail) is the source of this 372-nucleotide messenger RNA. The record is from the annotation of a GenBank genome assembly. NCBI's taxonomy places the organism in Eukaryota, Metazoa, Arthropoda, Insecta, Lepidoptera, Papilionidae.
AUGUCUGUAUUGUUGAAACAUACCAUUGACUAUUCUCGGGUGCCUAAAAUCAACGAGUCUGAUUUAGUCGAACAGUUCGUCAGAGGAGGAGGACCAGGGGGCUCUGCUGUAAAUAAAAACGCUAAUUGUGUAGUUUUGACACACAGUCCCACAGGCACAGUUGUCAAAUGCCACAUAAGUAGAUGUCAAGAUGAAAACAGAAAACUUGCUAGAGAAAUGUUGAUUGGUAAAUUAGAUGAGAUUUUGAACGGGGAAGAUAGUAUAGAAGCCCAAAAGAAGCGCUUAAGAGAAGUAAAAGUGAAAAAAAAAGAGUACAAGAAAAAUAAACUGGCUAAAUUGAAAGAGGAAUGGAAGAAACGAGAAGGAUUAGUA